Argentina anserina (silverweed cinquefoil) is the source of this 999-nucleotide messenger RNA. RefSeq lists its product as uncharacterized. The coding region runs from base 208 to 702 and encodes 164 amino acids. The transcript has a single exon. NCBI's taxonomy places the organism in Eukaryota, Viridiplantae, Streptophyta, Magnoliopsida, Rosales, Rosaceae. The record is from RefSeq and is a predicted model, not a curated record.
CCCUUAUAUAUAUGCUCAUUUUUGUAUAAACCCACUUACAUAUCCUCCACAAUCAUAUACGUACUAUCUCUCUUUACCGUGGAUUACAAUUAUUAAGUUUUCCGGUUUUAUGUGAGCAAGCUUGAUCUACGUGUAAACUAUAUUUCCAGCAAAUCGGUGAUCCCAUGGACAGGAUUGAAACUAUAUGAGAUAUUGUUCUUCUAUUACAUGGUGAGCAAGGCGAUGAAGAGCAGUAAAGGAAGCAGAUUCAUCAGGUUCAUGAAGGCGCCGAUAAGGGUGUUGAUUAAGGCAAGGGAUUUCUACAUCAAGAGCAUGGCCGAGUGCUCCACUCGAUUAGACUACGGUGGCAUGGCCAUGGGGUGCCCUACUGCCCAAGUCCCAAGUGCUUUGCCGAGAAGCUUCAGCACCAGCUCCGUCGACUCGUCAAGCAGCAGAAACAACGAUGAUUACAGAGAGCUCAUGAGGGCUGCUUCUGCUAGAAGCACUUUGGCUUAUAGCAAAAAUAUGGAGGAUCUUGGGAGAAAGCAGCAGAUCCAUAGUACUACCGGAGGCAAUAAUGAAAUGAUGAAUCGUAGUCGCAGCGUUGGGAUUGGAAGGAUUGAUGAAGACAAGGCUUGCGAAUUUGGUGAAGAUGUCAAGGUCAACAAGAAUAUGUUUCCAAGAAGCAGAAGCUCUGCUAUUGCUAGGAGAACAACGUUCUAAUCAAUCAUAUGGUAUAAUUUUAUCUCAAAGUCAAUUGUUUCUUUGUUUCCCUUUUUCUUUGUUUCUUUCUAGUCCUUUCAGAUUGAGUUAAUGGAAGCUGGUCAGCUGUUAGUUCAAAAUUAAGAUAUUAAAGUAAAUUCUUUAUAUCCUACGUGAAGAGGUGAUUCAGGUGAAGUUGUUCGAGUGAAAAUAUAGUAUUCGGUUGAAAGGGAAGAUGUCGAAGAUAUAAAUUUUUUAUCAAACUCUAGCUUCGGAUGUACAGGCUGUGACUUCUAUUUGUCAAAAUCGAAAUGUUCA